Molecule: messenger RNA, 2071 nt
Organism: Zalophus californianus (California sea lion)
Lineage: Eukaryota; Metazoa; Chordata; Mammalia; Carnivora; Otariidae
Gene: MAFF
Product: MAF bZIP transcription factor F
Exons: 3
Coding region: 239-742 (167 amino acids)
Biological process (GO): regulation of epidermal cell differentiation; regulation of transcription by RNA polymerase II
Cellular component (GO): nucleus
Molecular function (GO): DNA-binding transcription factor activity, RNA polymerase II-specific; RNA polymerase II cis-regulatory region sequence-specific DNA binding
Source: RefSeq, a predicted model, not a curated record
GGAAGCUCGCCUUACAACUCCGCGCCGCCCCCCGCGCCGCCCGCCCCACAACAAAACUCGGCGCGGCGCUCUCGGGAGCCCGGCUCGGAGCGACCGGCGGUCGGGACCGGAGGGGAGACGGACCAGGGCGCGGGCCGGACCAGCAAGCCCGGACGGCAGCGGCAGCCGCGCGUGCCCGGGGCGCCACGCGAAGCGGGCCGAGAGGCGGGUCUCAGCCCAGAGGGCACCUUCUGCAAACAUGUCUGUGGAUCCCUUAUCCAGCAAAGCCCUGAAGAUCAAGCGUGAGCUGAGCGAGAACACGCCGCACCUGUCGGACGAGGCGCUCAUGGGGCUGUCGGUGCGCGAGCUGAACCGGCACCUGCGCGGGCUCUCCGCCGAGGAGGUGACGCGGCUCAAGCAGCGACGCCGCACGCUCAAGAACCGCGGCUACGCGGCCAGCUGCCGUGUGAAGCGCGUGUGCCAGAAGGAGGAGCUGCAGAAGCAGAAGUCGGAGCUGGAGCGCGAGGUGGACAAGCUGGCGCGCGAGAACGCAGCCAUGCGCCUGGAGCUCGACGCGCUGCGCGGCAAGUGCGAGGCGCUGCAGGGCUUCGCGCGCUCCGUGGCCGCUCGCGGGCCCGCCGCCCUCGUGGCGCCCGCCAGCGUCAUCACCAUCGUCAAGUCGGCCCCGGGGUCCGGGGCCGGGGCCGGGUCGGGCCCCGCCGCCGCCCCCGCCGCUGCCCCCGGCCCCACCGCCUGCUCCUAGUGCCCGCCCCGGCCCCACCCCCUGCCAAGCCACGCCCCUCCGACCCCCGCUUCCUUCCCAAAGUGCCUAAGCGUGGUCUCUGUCCCCAGGUGCCAUUUUCUCUGCAGCCACCAGCCCCCCCCCCCCCCCCGUGGCGAACACAUGAUCCCUCCCGAGCCUGCUGUCUUCCUCGUUGUGGUCCCUAUAACUGGGUCCUAAUAGGUGGCCCUGGGGUGGGACAACUUUGGUGAGAAUGGUAGGGUGGUGUUGGAGUCUGGGGUCUCUCUGGGGUCUCUCUUGGCUGAAAGUCCAGCCUUCUUAGACUGGGAGGAUGGGAUACAGAGCGGAUUAGAGAAGGGCUGUCCCGGAGAAGAGGGCCACCCCUCAUUUUGUAAAGCAUUUGCUCAGAUCAUACCCUAGCCCCUCCGCACCCUCCCAGGACUCAGGACUAGGUUUGGCUCCUAUAUGUGUCUCCUGGGGCUGGGAAGCUGAUGCUCCCGCCUCUGGUCUGGGCCUCGGGGUGCCUGGCCUUCCAAAGCUGGGAGAAUCAUCAGACAUCACCCAGUGAAGGCCAGUUAACAGGGAAACAGGCCUCCAGCAGACAGGCCAGUGCUCAAGGCCAUCUGUGCUUCGUGGCUGAGCUGGAAAAAAGCCAGGUCUUCCCACUGCUGCCCUGAGAUUCCAGCCAGGGUACCAGCCGCGGUUGUCAGGGGCAUUGUGGCCACAGACUGGAAAGGAUGAUGGAAGGGCCUCCCUGGCCUGGGAGCCGCCACUGUGAGUUAGGGGAAGAGAAGUAGAGGGCCCGAGAAAGUGAUACGGAUGGAAGAGAUGGAAGGAGCUGGCCAGCCAAAGAGAAAGGGGACCAAGGAGGCGACCAUCGACUGUGGUGGGUAGGAAGAUGAGAAGACAGAUCCUGAGGUCUUGCAGCCAGGGGUGGGGGUCCUGAGAAGGACCACUGUACUGUGGCUUGGGGGCUGGCCGCUGCCAUUGACUGCCAUUCCCCUGGGGAGCCCAGGCCCCAACCCUCCCCGCCCCCCCCCCCCCGUAUACAGCUGUUUAUUUAUUGCACGAAUCUAAGUUAUUCUCCCCAGCCAGAAACCUAGCACCCACUCCCUGGGAACAGUGGUGUGUGGCCCUGUGCUGGACUUUGUAUUUUCUAUCUGCAAAUCACAUUUUAUCUUAUAUUUAGGGAAAGCCGAAUGGCAACAAGCAAAAAAAAAAAUGUUUUAAAAAAAAAUUUGCCCGGCCCCCAGAAUUUAUUUAUUUUCUGACUUACAGUAAGCGAGUUAUCCGCCUUCUGUAUUUUGUAGACUUUCUGAAUAAAGUCAAGUUCUCUUUUUCCACAGUGAA